Messenger RNA from Neoarthrinium moseri, 1350 nucleotides. RefSeq lists its product as uncharacterized. Bases 1 to 1350 code for a protein of 449 amino acids. Gene Ontology annotation, molecular function: glutamate-5-semialdehyde dehydrogenase (NADP+) activity; NADP binding. The transcript is spliced from 3 exons. The record is from RefSeq and is a predicted model, not a curated record. NCBI's taxonomy places the organism in Eukaryota, Fungi, Ascomycota, Sordariomycetes, Amphisphaeriales, Apiosporaceae.
AUGUCGCUGACCAAUGCUUCGCCCGCCGAUGCGGCCAAGGCGGCCAAGAGCGCCUCCCACAUCCUGGCGACACUGCCGGCAUCGGCGCGGAAUGACGCUCUCACGGCCAUCCACGCCGGGCUCACAGCGGCGCGCGACGAGAUCCUGGCCGCCAACGCCCGGGACCUGGAGCUCGCGCGGAAGGCUGCGUCCAGCGGCGAGCUGAGCCAGAGCCUGGUGGCGCGCCUGGAUCUGAACAAGAAGGGCAAGUGGGAGGACAUGCUGAAGGGCAUACUGGACGUCCAGGACCUCGAUGACCCUGUCGGCAAGGUCACGCUCCGGACAAAGCUGGAUGACAACCUGGAAUUGGAACGAGUCACUUGUCCCAUUGGCGUUCUGUUGAUCAUUUUCGAGGCGCGGCCAGAAGUCAUUGCCAACAUUGCCUCAUUGGCCGUCAAGUCGGGCAAUGCGGCAAUCUUGAAGGGUGGAAAAGAGUCGACAGAGUCCUUCGUUGCCAUUUCCAAGGUCAUCUCAGAAGCGCUGGACAAGACGCAAGUACCAAAUGGCGCCGUCCAGCUCGUCACGACCAGGGAUGUUAUCCCGCAACUGCUUGACCUAGACAAGUACAUUGAUCUUGUCAUUCCUCGGGGAGGAAACGAGCUGGUGCGGUACAUCAAGUCAUCGACCAAGAUUCCCGUCCUGGGUCACGCCGAUGGCCUCUGCUCGAUCUUUUUGGAGCAAUCUGCCAAGCCAAAGCUGGCGGCAGAUGUCAUCGUUGACUCAAAGACCAGCUACCCUGCCGCUUGCAACAGUCUGGAGACCCUGUUGGUUCAGGAGUCUGCCCUAGAAACACUACUGCCCGUUGCCGCCGAGGCUCUUAUCGCGAAGGGUGUCACGUUGCGAUGUGACGCGAAGAGCAAGGCAGCGCUGGCAAACAAGCUCUCAGCCUCCAGCUCUGAGAAGUUGGUAGAUGCUCAAGAUGCCGACUUCGACACCGAGUUCCUCUCGCUGGAUCUUGCCGUCAAGACCGUGAGCGACAUCGACGAGGCCAUCGUGCACAUCAACACCCACGGGUCCAAGCACACAGACGCCAUCAUGACGUCGUCAUCCGAGCUCGCCGAGCGCUUCAUGGCCAGCGUUGACGCAGCCGGUGUUUACUGGAACGCACCGACUCGCCUGGCCGACGGUAUGCGCUACGGCUUUGGCACCGAGGUCGGCAUCAGCACCAACAAGAUCCACUCGCGUGGCCCCGUUGGCCUGGAGGGCCUGAUGAUCUACAAGUACAAGAUCCGGGGCGCUGGUCAGGUGACGGCCGCGUAUGGUGAGGGUGAGGGCCAGAAGAGGUUCAAGCAUGAGAGGCUCCCUCUCUAA